AUGUUCUUCAAAAGAAGAACCUGGCUUUGGUUAUACAUCAGAACAAGUAUUGUUCUAGGAAGUGAGCUAAAUAGCUCAGAGCAACAUGGUAAAAAUAACUGUUAUCAGCUUAACAGGUUUCACUGCAGCUUUGAGGAAGCAGAAAAUUACUGUCAUGCCCAGGGAGGACACCUUGCUUACACUUGGAACCAGGAGGUUCAAGAUCUCAUCUGGGACUUUCUAGAAGAAGGGAAGAAGUGGUGGAUUGGGCAAAAUUUAAUGCUGCUGGGGAAAUAUCAAGAAAAAAACAACCCAAGUAAGGCUCUGAGGUUUGCCACAAAGCCUACCAGCUGCACUUACUUGUCCAGAAAGUCCAACCGGAUCUCACCAAAAGUGGACUUGUGUUCACUGGGUCAUUAUUUCAUUUGCCAGGCUGAGCAAGAUGCAAGUUAUGAAAGAAAUGGAAAUAAUUCUCAAUUAAAUUGGAGGCCCAAGAAGACAAAAAGAGAAGUCACAAUUCCAAGAAUGACCUCAGGGGCCACUCAUCUUUCACCCAAAUGUCGCCCACCUGCUCACACUAAGCCUUCCAACACCCUGUGCCAUUCCAUCAGGCCGUUUCCCUCAGUCCGGCCCGCAGUCACACGGCAGGGACUGUCGGCCACGUCCCUGCCUGCCAGCCAGCCUCUCCCUGUGGCCGCGGAGCUCACCAGGCCUGCGCCUGGGACACGUGCAGGGAAAGCUCUGCUAGGACUGACUUCAAGCCCCAAAGAGGACUCCCAUCCAGACGUGUCCACCACUCAUCUACAAGCAUCAUUUCAGAACACAUGGGAUCAGGUCGCAGACGAGAUAGGACGGAACUUCAGCAAGGCAAUGCAUGGCUUGCAAGCGCCCAACAAACUACAGAAAGCUUGUGAGGUGCUCCAGAAGCUGACAGCCCUCGUCCCAGGAUUUUCUCAGCCAGCUCAGGUCGAUAUUGUUGACUCCCUUAUUUACCUGAGUGACCGAUUACUGAAAAGCCCCUUUCAGAACAACAGCACUCUGGGCUUCAAAAUUCCUGUGACUGUCUGCCUCUUUCACUCCCUUGAUGAUGUAAUGAAAGCUGGUGGAGCAAGUGGGCCAAGAUCCAAGCAUGGCAUUAAGCAGGUAGAAAAUAUUCUGAAAAUGUCCUUGCUUGCCCUUGGGGAGAUCCAGGAAACAUUUCUACAGCGGAAUCAUUUUUCUGAGUCUUCGGUGACUCUGACCUCUUCCGUUGCUACCCUGAUAUUGAGCAGCCAAAACAUAUCGACUUUGCCUCUGAGCUCUUACACUCUUGGAUACCCAGCACCUGUGAGGUUAGCCUUCCCAUCAGCUUCGGCUUUGGAGGACCUCUUGAGUGAACACCCAAGGGUUAAUGUUCAAGUAACAGGACUAGCUUUCAAUCCCUUCAAGGGUUUUGAUGACAAGAACAUCGUUGGAAGUGUUGGAAGUGUGUUACUAAGCUCUAAUCAUAAAUUGCUCCAAGUCCAUGAUUUAAUGGAAGAUAUUGAGAUCACACUCUGGAGAAAUGCAAGCAUGGAGACCCAUCCCACCAGCAUCAACACAAGCGCAGACCAUUUCACCAUCACAGUGAACAUCACUUCCCUGGAGAAAUCCCUGAUUGUGUACACAGAGCCUGAAAGUCCUGUUUCCGUGACACUCUACCUGGGGUUCCAGUAUCAGCCCAGCCACACUCACUUCCACCUGAACAUCACCCUUCCAAAGGCUCAGGUGCAACAGAAAGAUGAGGAAUAUACUUGGGUGCUGACUCCAGAGAGCUUGCAGUAUGGGACUGGCAUCUACUACAUAACAGCUGUGUUGAAUAAAAGCAAGGAAAGUGCUCAGCAGGCUCCCACCCCGUUCUCCAUCAUAACUGCUGUCACUCAGUGCUAUUUUUGGGACAGCCACAACAGCUCGUGGAAGAGCAACGGGUGUGGGGUCGGGCCACAGAGCACAGUAGUGAGGACGCAGUGUCUCUGUAACCACCUGACCUACAUUGCCAGCGACUUCUUCAUUGUGCCCCGGACAGUGAAUGUGGCGGACACGAUCAAGCUAUUCCUUCGCGUGACCAACAACCCGGUUGGGGUGUCAUUGCUGGCCAGCCUUUUGGGAUUCUACAUGCUCCUGUUUAUAUGGGCUUGGAGAAAGGACAAAGCAGAUAGGCAGAAGGUGAAGGUCACUGUCCUGGCUGAUAAUGACCCCAGCUCUCAGUUUCACUACCUUGUUCAGGUCUCCACUGGAUAUCGAAGGAGGGCCUCUACAACUGCUAAGGUGGUUAUCACCCUUUAUGGAUCAGAGGGACGGAGUGAGCCCCACUAUCUUUGUGACUCCCAGAAGGCAGUCUUUGAACGAGGGGGACUGGAUGUCUUCCUCCUCAGCACUCAGUCCUCUCUGGGGGAGCUACAUAGCCUUCGGCUCUGGCAUGACAAUUCAGGUGUCAGCCCUGCUUGGUAUGUAAGCCAGGUAAUUGUCAGUGACAUGGCAGGUAACAGGAAAUGGCAUUUCCUAUGCAAUUGUUGGCUGGCUGUGGAUCUUGGAGACUGUGAGCGUGACCGGGUCUUUAUACCAGUCUCAGAGAAAGAGCUCUUCUCCUUUAGACACCUGUUCUCCUCCCUGUUUGUGGAAAAGUUCACCCAGGAUUAUCUGUGGCUCUCAAUUGCAACUCGACAUCCCUGGAACCAGUUCACAAGAGUCCAGCGACUCACGAGCUGCAUGACCCUUCUGCUCUGCAACAUGGUCAUCAACCUGAUGUUCUGGAAGAUUAACGGCCCCACUGCCAAGAGAGAUGAGCAAGUGGGUCCGUUUGCUGUGACCUGGUCCGAACUGCUUAUCAGCAUCCAAACCGCCGUCAUCCUUUUCCCAGUCAACCUUGUCAUCGGGCAGCUCUUCCCAUUGAUUCAGCCACAGGAACCUCUGCCCCUCUUCCCUCCCAUCCAGGCCUCCUGCCUCUCAGAUGCUUCUUUUGCGCCUCUCUCUGUCUCAGAGGUAGUUGAGGAACUGAAGGACACUGUGGGGUUUCUGCUCAGGAGGAGUGCAUACCUCCUCUCAGCGCAUGAAGAGUCGUCAUGGAGUUCUUACAACAUGAGGCAGUUGGUGCCGCUUUUCUCCAGCCUCGUCCGUGCUCACGUCGAGGGUCCAGGCUCUCACCAGCGGGCAGGACCCUGCGGGGCAAACGGCAAGUCCGUGGCUCCUAAAAACCACCAUCAUCUCUGCUGCUACCUGCUCAGAGUUCUGCAGAGGCUGAGGUGUCACUUAAGCAUGUCGAGUCCCACCCAGGCCGACCAGCCUUGUGACUUCCUAGAUGCACCCAGCCAACUGCAAAAACUCCAGGAGUUCUUGGAAACAUACAUUCUUCUCACAGAACAAGGGCCACCCAGGGAGGCAACCAGUUUCCCCAUCCUGAGCCCAGAAGAAGGGAGGAAGUCCACCGCAACUGGUCUCUCCCGAUGGUUGGCUUAUCUCUGCUGGCUCCUUCUGGGUGUCACUAGCCUGGCCACAGCCUUUUUCACAGCACUGUAUAGCCUGGAACUGAGCAAAGACCAGGCCACCAGCUGGGUUAUUUCAAUGAUUUUAUCAGUGCUUCAGAAUGUCUUCGUCAUUCAGCCAGUAAAGGUGACCGUCCUCUCGUUGUCGAUGGCCCUGAUCUUGAACAGGGUGCCCAGCCUUACCAGAGAGAAGGAACAGCAAACCAGGAGGAUCCUGGCACUCUCGGCAAAAUGUUCAUCAUCGCCUGGUUCAAGAGAUAAGGGGAACCCCAUCUAUGUAGCCCCAGCUAUGAACAGUCCAGUUCAGCGCCCAGACAGAACCUUGCAAGAGAAGAAACUCUUGAAGCUGACAGGAGACAUGCUGGUACAAAUCCUGUUCUUUGUCCUACUGAUGACUACGGUGAACUCUACACAGAACUCAAGUAGAUUUUACUUCCACCAGGCUCUCUGGAAGAGCUUUUCUCACCGUUUCUCGGAGAUCAAACUUAUGAACCAUUUCUACCCCUGGGCCAGCCACACCCUUCUUCCUAACCUGUACGGGGAUUACACAGGAUUUAUUACCGAUGGGAAUUCCUUUCUUUUGGGCAAUGUUCUGCUUCGUCAGAUUCGCAUUCUGAAGCCAUCUCACCAAGAUCUGGAGGAUACAGAGAACUACAGGGUGAACUGGAGGCCCCCUAAGACAAACAGCACUGAAUCAGACAGCAUUUGGCAUUAUCAGAAUCAGGAAACACUGGGUGCCUACCCCAUCCAAGGGGAAUUUGCCACUUACUCAGGAGGAGGGUACACUGUCAGACUUGGAAGAAACUCCAGUACUGCAACCAGAGUUCUGCAGCAUCUUGAACAGAGCCACUGGCUAGACUGUCGCACCAAAAGCCUCUUUGUGGAAUUUGUGGUCUUCAAUGCUAAUGUGAACCUGUUCUGUGUAGUGACCCUGAUUUUGGAAUCCAACAAUGUGGGUGCUUUCUUCACCUCUGUAAGACUGGACACUUUAACGUCCCUUCAGACAUCAAAGAAGGACUUUGCCUGGUCUAUUGUCUCACAAGUCCUCUAUUAUUUAUUAGUCUGUUACUAUGGCUUCAUACAGGGUCGCCGGCUGAAACAGCAGAGAUGGAGGUUCUUGACAAGGAAAAAAAACAUUCUGAACAUAAGCCUAAUCCUUACUAGCUUUGUCAUGUUGGUGCUUUACAUGAAGCUUAUUUCUCUACAUAAGAAGAACAUGGCACAAUACCACAAUGACCAUGACAGGUUCAUCAACUUCUAUGAGGCAGUAAAAGUGAACUCAGCUGUCAUUCACCUCAUGAGCUUCCUGGUUCUCUUGGCAACUGUCCAGCUAUGGACCCUGCUGCAUCAUCACCCCCGGCUGCAGGUCAUCGGAAGAACUCUCACCAAAGCCUGGGAUGAGGUGGUGGGCUUCCUGCUGGUCAUCUUGAUCCUGCUGACAGGCUAUGCCAUUGCUUUUAACCUGCUAUUUGGAUGGAGCAUCUACGACUACCGAACUUUCUUCAGCUCAGCAGUGACUUUUGUUGGUUGCCUGAUGGGAAUCUCUCAUUACAAGGAGAUUAUUGCUUUAGACCCAGUCCUGGGCUCCUUUCUGAUCCUCACCAGUGUCAUCUUGAUGGUACUUGUGAUCAUUAACCUUUUUGUUUCUGCCAUUUUAAUGUCCUUUGGUAAAGAAAGAAAGUCCCCCAAGGCUUGGAAAGAAGCUGCACUGAUAGACAUGCUGCUGCAGAAGCUCUCAAGUUUGUUAGGAAUCCAGAACACACCUGAGUCAACAGCUGCCCUGGAAGCCGCCAAAAGGCCCAGGUGGAGUAACCAAGCAAACUCGCAGCUGCUAUCUGAGCUUAAAUACAGAGGCUGA
Molossus molossus (Pallas's mastiff bat) is the source of this 5337-nucleotide messenger RNA. RefSeq names its product polycystin 1 like 3, transient receptor potential channel interacting (gene PKD1L3). Gene Ontology annotation, biological process: detection of mechanical stimulus. Gene Ontology annotation, molecular function: calcium ion binding; protein binding; calcium channel activity. Lineage: Eukaryota; Metazoa; Chordata; Mammalia; Chiroptera; Molossidae. The transcript is spliced from 33 exons. Gene Ontology annotation, cellular component: membrane. Bases 1 to 5337 code for a protein of 1778 amino acids. The record is from RefSeq and is a predicted model, not a curated record.